Molecule: messenger RNA, 2488 nt
Organism: Xiphias gladius (swordfish)
Lineage: Eukaryota; Metazoa; Chordata; Actinopteri; Istiophoriformes; Xiphiidae
Exons: 5
Coding region: 720-1796 (358 amino acids)
Biological process (GO): magnesium ion transport
Cellular component (GO): membrane
Molecular function (GO): magnesium ion transmembrane transporter activity
Source: RefSeq, a predicted model, not a curated record
AAAUUAUCACCCAAUCAGCUCAUUGACUUGUCAACCAAUCAUUUCGGCUCUUGAGCACUGGUUGGUUUCUGAGUGCGUUUUUGGGGACUUUAUGACACCGCCAUGUACAUACAGCCGUGGGGGGCCCAACAACACCAUCCAUACCCCGGGCUCCUCUGGGAGGUUAACCCGGCCAUGGGCUCGGGAGUAAGUGGUGUUUUCGUCGAAGACUUGUUUCUUCGUCGCCUUAAGCUGAACCUAACCAUACCCCUAACCCACCAGCUAGUUACCUCUACCUGGACUGACUGACUUGUGGUAUUUAUUUAUUUUUCGGACGGGGACAUGUUUGGAGAAAAAGGGUCCUCCCUCCUGAGGGUGACGGCUCAGCCAAUCAGCUACUCCACUUCCUGCAGUUCAGUCAACGGCAACGGAGGUGACACAUCUAACAGACUUUUCGGUUAAGCGGCCGUUAAAUCGGUUAUUGGUCUUGACUUUACCUAAACCACGUCGGAGAAGCCGUCAAGUCUAACAUUUUUUUUUUUUUUUGGCGUCUAUAGCCGUGUUAGAAGCUAGUUUCAACCUCCUUGGCAGUAGAGCGUCAGCCUAAUCAUGUGAUGUUAAACAUGGGUCCGCCUGUUGCUCGACUCCUAAAAAGUUUCCCAAAAGCUUCGUAUCCUCGCAGAAGCUCGGUUAUUUUAGCGUAACGCAGGAACGCCAUUUUGCGUCACCCAUUGUCCCAGAUGGAAGUGAACCGUUUGGACUUCUACAUCGGUCUCUCUCUGGCGGUGAGCUCCAGCGUUUUUAUCGGUGCCAGUUUCAUCCUGAAGAAGAAAGGCCUGCUGCGAUUGGCCAGCAAGGGUUCAAUGCGAGCAGGUCAAGGGGGGUAUGCUUACCUAAAGGAAUGGCUGUGGUGGGCAGGCUUAAUUUCAAUGGGAGCUGGAGAGGCGGCUAACUUUGCCGCAUAUGCAUUUGCACCCGCCACACUGGUGACUCCCCUUGGAGCAUUGAGUGUACUUGUAAGUGCUGUGCUCUCUUCUUACUUUCUGAAUGAGAGGCUGAAUGUGCAUGGGAAGAUUGGUUGUUUGCUCUGCGUCUUGGGCUCCACAGUGAUGGUGAUCCAUGCCCCGCAGGAAGAGGAGGUUGCUUCCCUCUCUUCCAUGGCAGAGAAGCUCAGAGACCCAGGUUUCAUUGUGUUUGCUGUAUGCGUUGUGGGAAGCAGCCUGGUUCUUAUCUUUGCUGUGGCUCCACGGUUCGGACAGAAGAAUGUGCUGGUCUACAUCCUGAUCUGCUCUGUGAUUGGCUCCCUCUCUGUGUCUUGUGUCAAGGGCCUGGGCAUUGGCAUUAAGGAGCUGUUUGCUGGGACAGCAGUGCUGAAGGAACCCCUCUUCUGGUCCUUAAUCAUCUGCCUGGUAAUCUGUGUCAGCGUUCAAAUCAGUUACCUGAACAAAGCCCUCGACAUCUUUAACACCUCUAUAGUCACGCCCAUCUACUACGUCUUCUUCACCACGUCUGUCAUGGCCUGCUCAGCUAUCCUGUUUAAGGAAUGGUUAAGUAUGAGCACUGACGAAAUAGUGGGAACGAUUAGCGGGUUCCUCACCAUCAUUUUAGGGAUUUUCCUCCUCCAUGCCUUCAAGGACAUUACAUUUAGCUGGGAUUCCCUCCCACUGUACCUGAGGAAGGAUCCUCAGGCCUUUCCAUUUGGCCACCAGCCUUAUGUGGCUCUUCCCAGCCACGACAGCCAAGCAGAAGAUGCGAUGAAGCUGCCAAGAGAAGGAAGCUCAAAAGCGGUGCGGGGUACACACCAGAGAGCUCUUUAAGUCUUUUCACUGACAAAAGUUGCUUAUAGCAAUUCCGAAGCUUUAAUGCACAUCAGUUUCACAAUUUGACAAGUUCGUUUACUAAAUCUGUAUUUCAAGUCUGUCUUACACAAUACAGCACGCACUGAACAAACAAUGUUACCCUAAAAUGAGCCCAACUUUGCUAUCAACACACUGGAAUCCAUAUAAAAUUUCUUUGUCGUACAUCCGCAUCUCUUACCUUUGGUUGGUACGAUAAUUUAUAUCCAUGUGAAUGUCUAUUACACUGCAGUGCACUUUUUUUUUUUUCCUUUCUUUCUCUUUCUUAAACCCGGGUAUUAAGUGAAAUUUACUGAAGAUUUAACAUCAACCUGCAUAAGCCAGGUUGUGCAUUCUUUUACUGAAAAUAACCUAGUCAUAGUUUUGCACUUUUAACCUGGAUCAGGUAUUGUGGAAAUGUAUGAACUGAUUUAUGAUCAGUUACGGCAAAAACAUUAUUCGCCCUGAAUGCAUUGUCAUUUGUUGAACAAAGUUGAAUAAUUCCUCUGAGUUACUGGUAAUACCUCAUACAAAUGGCACCAAAGAAUGUUAUUUCCCUGUAUGAAUUAAUUCCCAACAUGUGCCAAGCUGUAACAUACAUCUGACAUAACUGUACUUUGUGUGUUAAUGUACUUUUGGUCUGAUUAAUGCUGAUUAAAACAUAACUAUAACAU